AUGUCAAUUUUAACUAUUAUUCUAUUUGGGAUUCUAUUUGUAAUAACUAUUUAUUGGUUUUAUAAACGAUAUUAUACAAAUAAUAAUAGUAAAGGGAAUACAAGAAAAUUAAAAUCUCAAUGGCUUUUAGGUAUUGGUUUAACUGUGGGUCGUAAAGUCUUUCAUGAAGCAAUUUAUUGUAUGAAAGAAAAAUAUGGUGAUAUUUUAUCAUUUCAAGUUGGAUUUCGUCGAAUAAUAAUAAUAUCCCGUAUUGAUUAUACGGAACAUAUUUUAUCUCAUCGUCAUAUUUAUGAUAUAUCCGAUAUAACAACACGUAAUUUUAGUCUUCUUUUUCCUGGUGGUCUUUUAUCUUUAAAAGGUGAAACAUGGAAACGUCAUGCACGUUUAAUGUUACCUGUAUUUCGUCGAAGUAAAAUUUUACCUUAUUUUGAAACAAUUGUUGAAUGUAUUGAUGAUUUUAUUGAUAAACAAUUUUUAAAUAAUCAAACUAAAAUUCAUAAAGAUUUAGUAAUAAAAUGUCAACAUAUUUUAUUAACAGUUAUUGCUCGUAUUGCAUUUAAUUAUGAUUUUUCAAAUUUAUCAACAAAUGAUGGAAUUAAUAUUCAUCAAGCAUUUAAUAAUAUGAUUGAUUGUGCAAGUCGUUUUGCAUUAAUGACAGCAAUACCAUUAUGGGUUGCAAAAUUAAUGUUAAAAUUGAAUUUCAAAUUUCAAAAAUCAUUAAAUAUUAUGAAAAAUCAUGUUAUGAGUAUUAUUAAUGAUGAACAAAAACGUCAACAUGAACAAAUUUAUUUAUCUGAUCAACGAAAAAGUUUAAUUACUUUACUUGUUGAAGCAUCACAAAAUGAAGCAAAAAUUUCUUUAUCUUCAAAUGAAAUGUUUGAUGAAAUUUCAAUGUCAAUUUUAGCUGGUUUUGAAACAACAUCAACGGCACUUUCUUGGUUUAUUUUUUAUAUGUCAAAAUAUCCAAAUAUUCAAUGUAAAAUAAAAAAUGAAUUAAAACAAUAUGGUCUAACAUCGAAUACAUCAUUAACACAAGAAAAAUUAGAUCAAUUAAUUUAUGUUGAUUGUGUAACAAAAGAAGUACUUCGUUUUGCACCUAUAGCUGCAGGAAUUGUACGUGAAGCAAUAUCGGAUGAUAUUAUUGAUGGAAUUGAAAUAAAUAAAGGAGAUGUUUUUUUAAUAGCUAUUCAAAAUUUACAUAAAAAUUCAAAUUAUUGGAAAAUUGAUCCUGAACAAUUUAUUCCAGAACGGUUUCUCAAUGAAGAUAGAAAUCCUCCACGAUAUGCUUAUAUGCCAUUUGGUGGAGGACAUAGAACUUGUAUUGGACAAGAUUUAGCUCUUUUAGAAUUAAAAACUGCUAUUACUCGGUUAAUGCAACGUAUUACCAUUGAAGAUCCAGGAAAAGAAGCCAAUAAUUCAGGAGGAUUCAUACAACGUGUUACUUGUUAUCCGAAACAUAUGGCUGUACGAGUUAUUAUCGAUUGA
Messenger RNA from Adineta steineri, 1485 nucleotides. The record is from the annotation of a GenBank genome assembly. Lineage: Eukaryota; Metazoa; Rotifera; Eurotatoria; Adinetida; Adinetidae.